This is a messenger RNA of Heterocephalus glaber (naked mole-rat), 2036 nucleotides long. It is a transcript of the gene Upk1b, whose product is annotated as uroplakin 1B. Gene Ontology annotation, cellular component: membrane. The record is from RefSeq and is a predicted model, not a curated record. NCBI's taxonomy places the organism in Eukaryota, Metazoa, Chordata, Mammalia, Rodentia, Bathyergidae.
CAGGCAGGUUCAGGCAGCACCAGGCUCAGCCCAUGUGAGAUGCCUCCCCCAAUCACAACCACUGUCCCUGGACCAGAGGCCCAGAGAAUUGCUGCAGGGUAGAAAAGCACCUUGGGCAGGCAAGGGCUACAGAGUGGGCUGGUGCAGCGCCAGAAGGAGGAGAAGGCAGCAGCUCUCCUGUGGAAAAACAUGAAGAUGGCCAAAGAUGAUUCCACUUUUCGCUGCUUUCAAGGCCUGCUGAUUUUUGGACAUGUGAUUGUUGGUAUGUGUGGCAUUGCCCUGAUGGCAGAGUGCAUCUUCUUUGUGUCUGACCAGCAUAGUCUCUAUCCCCUACUUGAAGCCACCAACAAUGAUGACAUCUAUGGGGCAGCCUGGAUCGGCAUGUUUGUGGGCAUCUGCCUCUUCUGCCUGUCUGUCCUAGCCAUUAUAGGGACCAUGAAGUCCAGCAGGAAACUUCUCCUAGUGUAUUUCAUUCUGAUGUUUAUAGUAUAUGGCUUUGAAGUGGCAUCUUGUAUCACAGCAGCAACACAACGAGACUUUUUCACACCCAACCUCUUCCUGAAGCAGAUGCUGGUGAGGUACCAAAACAACAGCCCUCCAACCAAUGAUGAUCAAUGGAAAAACAAUGGUGUCACCAAAACCUGGGACAGGCUCAUGCUGCAGGACCACUGCUGUGGUGUAAAUGGUCCAUCUGACUGGCAGAAAUACACGUCUGCCUUCCGGACUGAGAACAAUGAUGCGGACUACCCCUGGCCUCGGCAGUGCUGUGUUAUGAACAAUCUUAAAGAACCAUUGAACCUGGAGGCUUGUAAGCUGGGAGUGCCCGGUUAUUACUACAAUCAGGGCUGCUAUGAACUGAUAUCUGGGCCAAUGAACCGCCAUGCUUGGGGCGUUGCCUGGUUUGGAUUUGCCAUUCUCUGCUGGACUUUUUGGGUUCUCCUAGGUACCAUGUUCUACUGGAGCAGAACUGAAUAUUAAGCACAAAGUAUGACUACCGUACCUCCUUCCUCUGGGGACUCUGGAUUGGAUUUGGUGCUGGAACCUGUUCCUCCUAAAUUUGUACCUGCAGUAACAUGCACAUCUUCAUCACAUCACCGAGGCAGAGCACAUGGAGCUGCUUUAGGCUCCCCGGCUCUUACUGUUCUCAGGAAUGCUAUUUUUCAUUCUGUAUCAUUUUUGUGCAUUAAAAGAUGGAGAGAAUUUGGAAAAUGGUGACUACUCCCACCCCUAUUUAUAUAUUAUAUGGGGGCAUAAAGACAUUUCAAGAGCCGAUCUGCCCAUAUUUCUCAAGUUUUCUAAAAAUAAAAAUCUUCCAAGGCUUCCAUUUAUCUCAGUAUUUUCCAGAUGAGUGAAGAAAGGAAAGAAUGCAGAAUGUACCUUUAGCCUUUUAUUCCAUGGCUCCUGUCUUAUCAGACUCCAGCAAUUCUCUUAAUACUGCCUUCACACCCUUUUAUUCUCCAGAGCAACCUCUUGUCUUUAAUUAACAAUAGUUCACCUCUCCUCUCAUACCUUGCGGAGUGCUUUGCGUUUAAUAUUCUCAAUUCACCAUGAAUUAAAAGUAUAUGGAGCUGGACAUGGCAUCCCACACCUGUAAUCUCAGCACUCUGGGAAGCCAAAGCAGAAAGAUCACAAGUUUGAGCCUAGCCGCUGCAAUUUAGAACUUAAGGAGAUCUUUUCUCAAAAUAAAAAAUAAAAAGGGCAUGGGCUAUAGCUUUAUGCUAAGGCCCUGGGUUCAAGCCCACGUAUCACACAAAAAAAAAGACUAGACAAGAAAAGAAAAAAGUAUGUGUUCUUGGAAACACAAAAUGAGUCUGUUGUAUAUUUAUUCAGUCUUUGCCCUGAAUUGUCUUCACUUAAAACAUUUUUCAAACAAGCAAGGUGUAAGCCAGCUAUUAGAAUGGGUGAUUUAUGGAGAUUUUUGUUUGCUGUCAAAAUAUUUCUCUUCUGGAUUGAGUUUCCAUUUUUGGUCCCAGAGGAAGUUCUUGUAACUCAGCAUUUGCUUGCUUACUCUGAUAAAUAAAGAGGGCUUUAAAAUA